AUGACAAACAGCACCUCGGACCACUACUAUAAUAAACGCAACGACGUCCUCAUCGGCGAAAUCUUCCACUCCCAACUCGCCGACCUCCAAAAUUUCACAUCAAGCUCAAGCUCCCAACGCCCUCACGCAACCGCUACGAAAUCUUCACCAGCCGCCCUUGGCCAAACCCCUCCGAGCAUGUCCGGCCAUACCACCCAACCCGACGGCGAACCUAAACCAGGUUCAGGCGUCCCAACCCACGCCCACGCCGACAAGGACGGCCACUUCCGCCGGAAAGAUAGUGCCUUCCGCGACCGCAUCUCGAGGGAUUCUAACGCCAAGUUUCCCGCGGAGGGGGGGCGGUAUGCGUUGUAUAUGAAUUAUGGGUGUCCGUGGGCACAUCGGGCUGUGCUUGUUAGGGCGUUGAAGGGGUUGGGGGAUGGGGCGACGGGGAGGGAGGGGGUGGUGGAGAUGAUUGCUACGGAUUUCGAUUUGACGGAGAAUGGAUGGUUGUUCACGGGGAAGAAUGGGAGUGAGGAGAAGGAUCCGUUGUAUGGGUUCAAGGGUCUGAGGGAGUUGUAUAUCAAAGUUGAUCCGGAGUAUACUGGACGAUAUACUGUGCCUUGUCUCUUUGACAAGAAGACGGAGACGAUUGUGAAUAACGAGAGUAGUGAGAUUAUCAGGAUGCUCUAUACGGAGUUUGACGAUUUGCUGCCGGCGGAGUUAAGGGAGGAGAAUAAAGAGGGUGGAGGAUUUUAUCCGGAGCAUUUGAGGAAGGAGAUUGAUGAGAUGAAUGAAUGGGUCUACAACACCAUCAACAACGGCGUCUACAAAUGCGGCUUCGCCACAACCCAAGAAGCUUACAACACCAACAUCCACCCCCUCUUCGCCUCCCUCGACCGCAUCGAAUCGCACCUCUCCUCCCCCUCCCAUCAACCCUUCCUCUUCGGCCCCUACAUAACCGAAGCCGACAUCCGCCUCUACACCACCUUGAUCCGCUUCGACUCAGCGUACUACACCAUCUUCCAAUGCAACCUCAGGUCGAUCCGACACGAUUAUCCCAACAUUCACCUGUGGCUGAGGAGGUUGUAUUGGGAUGAGACGGAGAGGACGAAGGGGGUGUUCAGGGAGACGAGCUUUUUGGAGGCGUAUCGGUACGGGUAUGCUAGGGCCAGGGGGAGGAUGUUGAGGGGUGGCAAGGACCUGGAGGAUGGGAGGGAGAUUGUUGUGCCGGGUGGGCCGGAGGUGGGGGUGGAGGAGUUGAAGGAUGGGCAGAGGUUGGAGUAG
Molecule: messenger RNA, 1266 nt
Organism: Fulvia fulva
Lineage: Eukaryota; Fungi; Ascomycota; Dothideomycetes; Mycosphaerellales; Mycosphaerellaceae
Product: Glutathione S-transferase omega-like 2
Exons: 4
Coding region: 1-1266 (421 amino acids)
Cellular component (GO): cytoplasm
Molecular function (GO): glutathione transferase activity
Source: RefSeq, a predicted model, not a curated record